This is a messenger RNA of Delphinapterus leucas (beluga whale), 2254 nucleotides long. NCBI's taxonomy places the organism in Eukaryota, Metazoa, Chordata, Mammalia, Artiodactyla, Monodontidae. The record is from RefSeq and is a predicted model, not a curated record.
UAUAGCAGGAAAAGGUGUGGGCAGGGGAGGAAGGAACGCCGUGCAGACGCAGUGGAGACAGUCUCUGCAGCAGGCGUCACCUCGGAGGUGGCCUGUGAAGAAUCAAGAGUUAACUGGGCCAAGAAGCAUACACAACACGUCUUACAGGUCUGCAGAAAACAAGGAACUUACAGAAAUGGUACUUUGGCAGCAGAAGUAGGACACAUCAGUCCAUGUCCACGGUAGUGCUCACAGUGUGCAAAGCACUGCGUGAUCCGCAGAGAUCAAAUAAACCGUGGCCUCUGCUCCCAGGCACAAAACGUAUUACCUAAAUAUAAUGCAAACUGCUCGGAAUACCAAGCGCAUUGAGAAGAAGGGAGAAGAAAUGUGAAUUUCACUCUGGUCCGAAGUACAAACAUCACUGGGGGAGCCUGGGGAGGGGCCAUGGUGCCAAGCCAAUUGUGGGGGACUCUGGAGAAGCCGCUUCUCUUCCUGUGUUGCACCUCCUUCCUCCUGGGGCUGGCUUUGCUGGGGAUACGGCCGGACAUCGCCCCUGUUGCUUAUUUCUUUCUCACCUUGGGUGGCUUCUUUUUGUUGGCCUGCCUCCUGGCCUGUGUUUUGGAAUGGGGGUCUCGAUCAGUGCAGACCGAGAGCCCAGGGGCCUCAAGCAAUGCACGGGACAAUGAAGCCUUUGAGGUGCCAACCUACGAAGAGGCCACAGUGUUGGAAUCACAGUGCCACCCCCCAGGGGUGGAUCAACCACCCUCCUACACCAGUGUUGUAAUCCCCCCAGAACUUGAGGUGAGACAGCCUAGCCAUCCAGAGGAGCCCAGGAGAGCCAGACUGGACAGGCGAGUGGGCUCAGAGGGGUCUGUGAUCUCAGGAAGCCCUGGAAGACCUCCAGUCAGCCUGCGGCUUCGGGGACCACGAGUUGCGUCCACUGUUCCUGAUCUGCAGAGCUUGUGGGCGCCCCCCAAAUUGGAACCUCUUACUCCACCCCCUGCCUACGAUGUCAGCUUUGGUCACCUCGAUGAUGAUGUUUUCUAUGGAAACAACUGGACACCCCCCUAAAGGACUUUCCCAGGAUAUGUCGUCUUUCUGCACCAGACCCACUCAUUCAUUCGAACAAUGCUUCCCAGUGCCUGUUAUGUGUCAGGAACUGCGUCUCCACCUGGAUGUCACAAAUGAUGACUUUAACCCAGAGGGGAGUGAGGCUAUGGUGAGCCCUUCCCAGUUUUACAGUGGCACACCCCAGGGAUGUAGGCGGCACAAUUUGAGUCUUCAGGCAAUAUUCAGUGACCUACCCCAUACCUGGUAUUUCCAGAGUUAGACUGAGGGUGAGAUGAGGAGAUUCCAGAGAAUCUAGUGAAGGAAGAAAAGAAACAAUAUCUGAGUGACAGCUCUGUUGCUUCUCUUCCAGGUGCUUUGCCUCUAUUAGAUCACAAAAAUGAGGUAUUAUUGUCCUCAUUUGAAAAACGAGGAUCCUAAGGGUCAGAAAAAAUUGAUAAUUUGCACAGGGGCACACUGCUAGUAAAUAACACACAAAUGUCUUGAAUUCUGCUCUUCUGAUCCCAUAGCCCUUGUGUUUUCAAUACAAGGCAACAGAAGCCAGUUCAUGCACACAUCUCUCAAUUUCUGUCUUGGUCAAUGGCUGGUGAGGGGUAGAAGACUUCGUGUAGACAGAAUGGGGGACCAGCUGUUGUCUGCAGACAGGGAGUGCUGAGUGGGACCAGGAGUGUGCCCAGCCUCCUAGAGGAGCAGAGCUGAUCAAAACUGUGAUGGCCCCUGCUCCAGAUGGGAAAUUCCUGCCCUGGGGGGCUAGACAGCAGUCCCCAGUGCAGGGUCCCAUCCUAUCUAGAAGCAGUGGAGUAAACUGCCCCAGGGGUAGGGACAUCUGAUUCUGAGGAUGGGUGGAUAUGAUGGUCAGAAUAGAGAAAACCCGAGGUCCUUGGCGAGGGGUGGUGGAGCAUCUAAGGAUCCCUCUUGCAUCGUCUGUUAUGAAGCACUGGAAACACCUGCACUGUCUGCAAUAGCUUCAGCCUCACCCCUGCGCCUGCCCCCGCUGGGUUUUACCCGAGGACCCCCUGCCCUGCUUCCUCAGAUCCAAACAGAACACCAGCUUCUCUAAUCAUGUGCUGUGCCUGUGAUGCAGGUUUGAGCCAACCAUCGCUAACCCACGCUCAUUCUUUGCGCGGGUAUCUGUCUAGCGCCUUCUAGUGCUGUCCUUGUCCUCCUUACCCUGGUCCCAACAGUUAACUUUAAUAAAGUGAAAAGU